Molecule: messenger RNA, 507 nt
Organism: Saprolegnia diclina VS20
Lineage: Eukaryota; Oomycota; Saprolegniomycetes; Saprolegniales; Saprolegniaceae
Exons: 2
Coding region: 1-507 (168 amino acids)
Source: RefSeq, a predicted model, not a curated record
AUGGACCCGAAGAGCAACGUCGACCGCCUCGACUGCGAAGACAAGAUUGCGGUGGCGCACGACUUUCGCCAAGUGCAGGACGAGGUCGAGGAGUAUAUCUUCCAGCACGACCUCGGGGCGAGCGACGUGCUCUUGAUCUCGUGGAACAUUUCGUCCAUCAACCGCAUCGUCCAGGCGCUCAAGGUGAUGACCAACGCGGUGCCGCACUGGUGCAGCAUGAAGACGAUGGCCCACGUGACGAACGAUCAGUUGCUCGACGAGCUCAUGGCGUACCUCUGCUUUGGCAUCGAGCGCGUCGGCCGCGUCAUGGUGCUGCCGGAGACGCCCAUGGAGUGGCUCCUUCUUGGGCAGCGCCUCCGCGACAUCUCGUACGACCGCUAUAUGCAGGACUUUGCCCGCGUGCCCGGCGUCUUUCCGCUGGCGACAUUCACGCUGGUGCGCGCGGCGUACUACUCGGCGCUUCCGAUGCUUCCGAUGCCAUUUGGCGCCAACAGCUUGUUUGAGUAA